UGAUGGGAUGGUGGGUUAUGUAGGUGCAACAGUGUACUCCUGGUCUACGAUGGGGGCACACAGACUAGCCUGGCUUGCUUGCGUUAUCCUGUGUUAUCAACAUGGAGCGGCAGACUCGACCAACGAAGAGGUUGGCUUCAUGAUGCUAACGGGAGACACUUUCAACCAAGUCGACCUCACGAGAGAUGGACCCAGCAUCGACGUUGGGGACUCCACUGGGAACGUGAUCGACGACAAAAUAGUCGAGGCGCUGGAGAACUUUAGGUCGAACAUGAGCAGUGGAUGGCCUGACCUAGGGAUCCCUCCCCUCGACCCCCUCUUCCUGUCGACCGUCGACCUCAAUAUUACCUCAGAUGACACGCAGUAAGUGUCG
Molecule: messenger RNA, 373 nt
Organism: Cherax quadricarinatus
Lineage: Eukaryota; Metazoa; Arthropoda; Malacostraca; Decapoda; Parastacidae
Source: RefSeq, a predicted model, not a curated record